Colletotrichum fioriniae is the source of this 1650-nucleotide messenger RNA. RefSeq lists its product as uncharacterized. Lineage: Eukaryota; Fungi; Ascomycota; Sordariomycetes; Glomerellales; Glomerellaceae. The record is from RefSeq and is a predicted model, not a curated record. Gene Ontology annotation, molecular function: carbohydrate binding; carbon-oxygen lyase activity, acting on polysaccharides. Gene Ontology annotation, biological process: pectin catabolic process.
AUGUAUAUCAUCAGCUUUCUUGCUUGCGCUUCCGGGCUCUUUGGCACGGCACUUGGCGACUUUGGCCUGACGACUUCAGACAGCACAUACACGAUCGAUACCAACGGUGGACUAGUAUUCGAGGUUAACCGCACAAAUGGCGACAUCACCAGUCUACUCUACAACGGUGUUCAGUUUCAAGGCACAAGCAAGAUGUCACAGAUCAACUCCGGUCUGGGAAACUCAACGAUCACGGCUGACACUAUAAGCGGGCACGUCAAGAUCACCGUGAAGGCUGGCUCACAACCUUUGACGCACUAUUAUGUAGCUAAGCCAGGCGAUCCAACCAUCUACAUGGCGACUCAUAUCACAGGCGAGAUUGCUCUUGGUGAGUUGCGCUGGCUCGCACGACUCCAGCGCAAGCAGGUACCAACCGGAGUGCAUGGCGAUGUUGCCGACCUCGAUGGGUGUGUGGCAUUCCAAGGCAAAGAUACGUUCAAGUGCCCGGAUGGCACUACGAGAUGCAAAAUGUACACAUCCGACCGUUUCAUUGAAGACCAGGUCCACGGUGUGACUGGCGAUAACGUUGGGGUGUGGAUGAUUAUGCCUGGCAAUGCCUACGAGCACUCUGCCGGCGGCCCUUUCAUGAGGGACAUUAACUCGCAAAGCACCGGCGACCAGGAGCUCUACUGGUACAUGAACAGCGGCCAUGUGAGGACCGAGCCCUGGCGAUUCGGGCUUCUUGGACCCUACGCAAUGCGCUUCACAAGCAGCACCCGGCCACCGCCAGCAGAUAUCGACAUGAGCUUCUUCGACUUGUUAAACAUUGAUGGCUACGUCCCUGAUAGCGGGCGCGGAAGUGUCUCCGGCACCGCAACAGGAAUAAAAGGUAAUUCUGAAGCUGUAGUACACUGGUUCAACCAGGACGCUCAGUACUGGACAAAAGCCACCGGCGGGAAGUUCACCUCUCCGCUGAUGAAGCCUGGGACAUACACGAUGAAGCUAUACCAGAACGAGUUUCCUGUUGCCAAUGCUAGCGUGACGAUUACAGCGGGCGGAAAAGCCACGCAGGACAUCGUGGCAACUGAGUCCGAGCCGUCAGUCAUUUGGCGCAUCGGCGAGUUCGAUGGGCAACCCUUUGAAUUGAAGAACGGCGACAAGAUUCAAAGGAUGCACCCAUCGGAUGCUCGCAUGGCGAGUUGGGGAGGCGAGUUCACUGUUGGCUCCUCCCAGAGCAAAGACUUCCCCAUGGCCCUGUUCGCCAAGAUUGGAGGUAACGCCACCGUCAACUUCGACCUGGCUGCCGAUCAAUUGGAAAGGGUCGUCUUGCGCAUUGGAACAACGCUUUCGUUUAAAGGCGGGAGACCUAGUGUCAAGAUCAACGAGUGGGAAGGAACCGAUCCAGGCGCCCCAACACUCAUCGACUCCCGAGGCGUGACUCGUGGUGCCUAUCGCGGGUUCGGCGACGUGUACACUUGGGAGGUACCGGCGAGUGAGCUCAAGGCGGGACAGAACACACUUGUGAUGGGAGUGAUUGGGACGGGGGAUGUCGACUUUCUGAGCGCCAACUAUAUCAUCGAUGCUAUUGAGUUGCAGGGCAAAGAGGGGGCCAAGAACGGCACCUCGUCAUAUACUUCUAGAUACCAGCGGCGUUAUCGAUUUCACCAAUGA